AUGUCCAGGGAGCAGCUCAACAGGACAGCGGCGAAGGAUGCGCGGUUAAAAGACCUGUUGUUGGAAAGAGCUGAACUGGAGUUUGUUCAAAUCAUCAUUAUCAUUGUGGUUAUAACUGUUAUGGUGGUAGUGAUCAUCUGCUUGCUGAACCAUUACAAACUCUCGACACGCUCCUUUAUCAACCGACAGAGCCAAAGCAGAAGACAGGAGGAAACUUUGCAGACAGAAGGGUGCUUGUGGCCUUCAGAAAGCUCAGUUUCACGACAGGGUGCUUCAGAGAUCAUGUAUGCUCCAAGGUCCCGGGACAGGUUUACUGCCCCAUCUUUCAUGCAGCGGGACCGUUUCAGUCGCUUCCAGCCCACUUACCCUUACAUGCAGCAUGAGAUCGACCUUCCUCCAACCAUCUCCCUCUCCGACGGGGAAGAGCCGCCGCCGUACCAAGGCCCCUGCACCCUGCAGCUCCGGGACCCAGAACAGCAGAUGGAGCUCAACCGGGAAUCUGUCAGGGCACCACCCAACAGAACCAUUUUUGAUAGCGACUUGAUAGACAUCUCAAUGUACAAUGGAGGCCCCUGCCCACCCAGCAGCAAUUCGGGCAUAAGUGCAACCAACUAUAGCAGUAAUGGAAGGAUGGAAGGACCACCCCCGACGUACAGCGAGGUCAUGGGGCAUUACCCAGGCUCCUCUUUUUUCCAUCACCAGCACAGCAACGUGCCUCCUUCCUCACAGAGGGGGAGCAGACUUCAGUUUCAGCAGAACCAUUCAGAGAGCACAAUAGUCCCCAGCAAAGGCCAGGAGCGGAAGCCAGGAAACCUGGUCUAAGGGAGCCAGCCGGGUGCGUUUGAACUGCAGACGAGGUGGCAGCAGGGUGGCGGAGGAAGACCCCUGAGCUGCGGCACACGGCGGUGUUAUGUGGUACAGACCAGUAAAACCAAACGUGCACACCAGGCCUUUCUUUCUGAUUCCUUUCAGGGGAAUUGCAUGCAAAGCAGAUGGAAAGAAAUACAAACUUCCAUUCAGUUUGUCUAUGAGCAGUGUUUCAGGGGA
Molecule: messenger RNA, 1047 nt
Organism: Indicator indicator
Lineage: Eukaryota; Metazoa; Chordata; Aves; Piciformes; Indicatoridae
Gene: LDLRAD4
Product: low density lipoprotein receptor class A domain containing 4
Exons: 4
Coding region: 1-822 (273 amino acids)
Biological process (GO): negative regulation of transforming growth factor beta receptor signaling pathway
Cellular component (GO): early endosome membrane; Golgi membrane
Molecular function (GO): R-SMAD binding
Source: RefSeq, a predicted model, not a curated record